UUGUGGGCAGGGGCCCUUUAAAUUGGAUCUACAGCGAGAGAGAGAAAGAGACUGACUCCAUGCUGUCUGUGCCGCAGCUGUGGGCAGCGGACAUGCUCCAUCUGUCCAUCCUCCUCCUCCUCCUCCUCCUCCUCCUGCAUCCGUCCAUCCAUCCAUCCCGGCCUCCGAUGCGCUGACAUGCCGCGUGGAGCUUGCCGUCGGAGCCUCACACGAGGAUGAAAAUGCUCCGCUUCCGCAGCCCCAGCAUCCGCUCCUUGGAGAACCACCACCAGAUCCCGUGCACCAUCCGCCUGCUGGACGACUCUGAGAUCUCCUGCAGCAUCCAGAGAGACACCAAAGGCCAGUUCCUGUUCGAGCGUGUGUGCAAUCACUACAACCUCCUCGAGAAGGACUACUUUGGUAUUCGCUAUGUGGAUCCUGAGAAACAGAGGCACUGGCUGGAGCCGAAUAAAGCUGUGGUUCGACAAAUGAAGUCUCUGCAGCCCUUCAUCAUGUGCUUCAGAGUCAAAUUUUACCCACACGAACCCAUGAAGAUCAAAGAGGAGCUUACAAGGUACCUGCUGUACCUGCAGCUGAAGAGAGACGUCUACCACGGCCGUCUCCUCUGUCCCUUCGCGGAAGCUGCCUAUCUGGGCGCGUGCAUUGUGCAGGCCGAGCUGGCGGACUAUGACCCAGAGGAACAUCCGUCCGACUAUAUCAGAGACUUUAGGCUUUUUCCCAAACAGUCGCUCAAACUGGAGCGGAAGAUCAUGGAGAUACACAAGACUGAGCUCAGGGGUCAAUGUGCUGCCUUAGCGGAACUCAACAUGCUCCAAAGGGCUCACAACCUUGAAACAUACGGGGUUGACCCUCACCCAUGCAAGGACUUCACUGGCUCCACAGCCUUCCUCGGGUUCACAGCGACCGGUUUUGUGGUCUUCCAGGGAAACAAGAGGAUCCAUCUUCUCAAAUGGGCUGACGUCAGUAAGCUCAAGUUUGAAGGGAAAACGUUUUACGUCAUCGGCAUUCAAAAAGAGAUCUCCUUAACAGGCAGGAUACACUGUAACAGGAUGGUGGGUGUGUUAACGUCCUCACUCCCAUCAAGUGAUGUUACCCAAACACAAGACGCCUUCUAGUCCAAAAUAAAAUCAUUUCCCCAUUCAGAGUUACUAAAAGACAUUUUUUUGCCUAUUCUGGAGCUAAUUUUAAUUGUAAUUGCCUGAUUAGGCAUUAGGUCUACCUAAUGAAUAGGGUUGAAAUGGUUUAUAGUUUCCCGAUAAGUCGUGACGAAAUUUUAAAUCAGACAGCGAAGAAGACAUCAGACGCAUAUUCUGCGGUGCUACAAAACACAAUGAAAAGUGGCCUAGAUGAUGACAAUAUUUUUUUAAUUGAAAUUCAUGCGAUAGCGUCUUUCGUCUAAUAUAUGUUUUCAAAUUUUAUUUUGGUUGUUUUUGUAAGCUUUUGUUUUUUCAAUAAACAUUUUUGGGUUUUUUCAUUUUUUUAUAAUUUUGCAUCAUGUUUUAGUAUUGUUUCCAAUAUUUGUCUUUUCUUUCCAAUCUGUGUAUUAUUCAUCUAACAGCUUGUAUUUUUUGUGUCAUAUUUUGAUUAUGUAUUUUUAUUCCCAAAAAUAUUGGCUUUUUUUCCUCUAAAAUAUGUUUUUGUAUUUUCCUAAACUGUUUGUAUUUUGUCAUCUAAUAUUUGUGUAUUUUUGUUCGAAUAUAUUUUUUUA
Messenger RNA from Phyllopteryx taeniolatus (common seadragon), 1708 nucleotides. RefSeq names its product FERM domain containing 3 (gene frmd3). The record is from RefSeq and is a predicted model, not a curated record. Gene Ontology annotation, cellular component: cytoskeleton. Gene Ontology annotation, molecular function: cytoskeletal protein binding. The coding region runs from base 216 to 1115 and encodes 299 amino acids. Lineage: Eukaryota; Metazoa; Chordata; Actinopteri; Syngnathiformes; Syngnathidae. The transcript is spliced from 10 exons.